Molecule: messenger RNA, 4377 nt
Organism: Mus musculus (house mouse)
Lineage: Eukaryota; Metazoa; Chordata; Mammalia; Rodentia; Muridae
Gene: Ddx4
Product: DEAD box helicase 4
Exons: 22
Coding region: 1549-3765 (738 amino acids)
Cellular component (GO): perinuclear region of cytoplasm; cytoplasm; chromatoid body
Molecular function (GO): ATP binding; RNA helicase activity; nucleic acid binding
Source: RefSeq, a predicted model, not a curated record
CAGUGGAUAAGUUGUAGAAGUCAGUUCUUUCCUUCCCUUACUCGGACCUCAGGGAUCAAACUCAAGUUCUCAGGUUGCCAGGUACAUGUCACCUGUCUUUGCUUUAUUAUUAUUUAGUUCUGGCUUUUGAGCCUAAGUGUUAUGUUACAUAGGUUGACCUUGAAUUAGCUAUGCACUGAGGUCCUGAUCCUCCUGCCUUUAUCUUCCAAGUAAUGGUUACAGGAAUGGGCCACUGGACCUAGCAAGUGAACCUACCUGGUCACUCCAAAAAUGCACAGCAAAGAAUAUACGUUUAAAAAUAGGUUCAUUUUAGGAAGUUUGUCCACAUUUUAAAUGACAGUUCUGUUAAAGUAUACUGUGUUUUGUCCUUUGUUAAAUGUGACUUUUAAAAGCAAUUCACCUUAAUAGCCUGGGCGACUACAGUGCUCACUGUAUAAAUGCUAGUGUGUUUUUGGUGCUGAAACAGAAAGGUGGCUCUAGAAAGCUGGAGUUCCUCAUCUUUAAGUUCCAGACUGAGAUAUCUAGAACUUCUUCAAAAAUCCAGGGAAAGGAAAGCGAUGGAAGUGAAAAUAAAAACAAGAACAUGCUUUACAUAUAUUUGAUUGUGAUCCCUUUGGCGGGUACUAGGAAAACCACGGAUGGAAUUUUCCUUCUUGAAAGAGGUGAGGAGCAGGCAGAAUGUGAACAUCUACUUAAUGAGCUGAACUGGCCGGUGCCCUCAGAAUUGUAAACAGGUUCACCACAAAUCCAGGCCUUGGCAAACAGACCAAGUCUUCCUCUCUUCGGUUUUCUUUUUACAGACUGGCUUUCUUGACAACUUCAAGAUGGAGUCUCAUCCUUGCCCUUUUUAUGGAGAGGAGAAGCAUUGCUUCUAGUUGGUUUUAGUAGAGGAGUGAAGUGCAUUUCUCAGAUACAAAGAGAGCACUUGAGACGUUCAGACUCAGAAUGGCCAAGCCUGGCACUUUGGGAGGUCAAGAGGAGGCUGGAACGGCUGGGAGAGAAAGCAAUUAGAUGUUCCACCCCUUUGGUUUUUCUCCAGACAGGGUUUCUCUGUGUAGCCCUGACUGUCCUGAAGUUUGCUCUGUAGACCAGGCUGGCCUCCACCCAGGGAUUUGCCUGCCUCUGCCUCCCCGAGCCCCAGAUUUUUAUUUUUAUUUAUUUAUAUAUCUAUUUUAACUUUUGAAUGAACACAAUGGAAUUGAUGAGCCCUUGGAGAGAGAAACGGGAUGUCGUGCGUGGCAGCCCCGGGGAUCAGCUCACUCCCACAGGCCUCACAGGCCAUGGAGCCAAGAGGCCUCCCUGCCUCGGCCUCGGCCUCGGCCUCAACAAAGGUGGAGAACGCGCAGGCCGUCCGUCCAUGGGGCGGGAAGUCGCGCGCCGCGGCCGCUGAUUGGCUGGCGGGCCCGGUCGCCUGAUGCUAUUUGUUGUCCCCGCGCCAAUGACGCAGUCGGCGUCCCGGCGUCCGCCCGCACGUGCAGCCGUUUAAGCCGCGUCGGCCGGCCGCGAGGAGCCCGGGGAGCCUGGAGCGGAGAGGAACCUGAAGCUAUCAUGGGAGAUGAAGAUUGGGAGGCAGAAAUACUCAAACCUCACGUGUCUUCCUAUGUUCCUGUAUUUGAGAAGGAUAAAUAUUCUUCUGGAGCAAAUGGAGACACUUUUAACAGGACUUCAGCUUCAUCAGUGUUGUUUGCUUUAGAAAUGGAAGAUGGGCCUUCUGGAAGAGAUGAUUUCAUGAGAAGUGGGUUUCCUUCUGGAAGAAGUUUAGGAAGCAGAGAUAUUGGCGAGUCUAGUAAAAAAGAGAACACAUCUACAACUGGUGGCUUUGGAAGAGGAAAGGGCUUUGGAAACAGAGGUUUUUUAAAUAACAAGUUUGAAGAAGGUGAUAGCUCUGGUUUCUGGAAAGAGUCUAAUAAUGACUGUGAAGAUAAUCAGACUCGAAGCAGAGGGUUUUCCAAGCGAGGUGGCUGCCAAGAUGGAAACGAUUCAGAAGCAUCAGGCCCGUUCAGAAGAGGGGGAAGAGGCAGUUUCCGAGGCUGCCGUGGAGGAUUUGGUCUAGGAAGACCAAAUAGUGAAUCUGACCAAGAUCAGGGGACACAGCGUGGUGGUGGCCUUUUUGGUUCUAGGAAACCAGCAGCAAGUGAUUCAGUGCAAUGUCUUACAGGCAAUGGUGACACUUACCAAAGCAGAAGUGGAAGUGGUCGAGGUGGUUACAAAGGUUUAAAUGAAGAAGUAGUAACAGGUUCUGGAAAGAAUUCUUGGAAGUCAGAAACUGAAGGAGGUGAAAGCAGUGAUAGUCAAGGUCCAAAAGUGACAUAUAUACCCCCUCCUCCACCAGAGGAUGAGGACUCCAUCUUUGCACAUUAUCAGACAGGCAUAAACUUUGAUAAAUAUGACACCAUACUUGUUGAAGUAUCUGGACAUGAUGCACCACCGGCAAUUUUGACUUUUGAAGAAGCUAAUCUCUGUCAGACACUGAAUAACAACAUUGCUAAAGCUGGCUAUACUAAGCUUACUCCUGUGCAGAAGUACAGCAUUCCCAUUGUAUUAGCAGGACGAGAUUUGAUGGCUUGUGCUCAAACAGGGUCUGGGAAGACUGCAGCUUUUCUCUUGCCUAUUUUGGCUCAUAUGAUGCGGGAUGGAAUAACUGCCAGUCGCUUUAAAGAACUGCAGGAACCAGAGUGUAUUAUUGUAGCACCAACUCGAGAACUGAUCAACCAAAUUUACUUGGAAGCCAGAAAAUUUUCUUUUGGGACUUGUGUAAGAGCUGUGGUCAUAUAUGGAGGAACCCAGUUUGGUCAUUCAGUUCGACAGAUAGUACAAGGGUGUAACAUAUUGUGUGCUACUCCAGGGAGGCUGAUGGACAUCAUAGGCAAAGAAAAGAUUGGCCUCAAACAAGUCAAGUACUUAGUUUUGGAUGAAGCUGAUCGAAUGUUGGAUAUGGGUUUUGGACCAGAGAUGAAGAAACUAAUUUCUUGUCCAGGAAUGCCAUCAAAGGAACAACGCCAAACCCUUUUAUUCAGUGCUACUUUUCCAGAAGAAAUCCAGAGGUUGGCUGGGGACUUUCUAAAGUCCAGUUACUUGUUUGUCGCUGUUGGGCAAGUGGGAGGAGCUUGCAGAGAUGUUCAGCAGACGAUCCUUCAAGUUGGCCAGUAUUCAAAAAGAGAAAAGCUUGUUGAGAUUCUACGAAACAUAGGUGAUGAAAGAACUAUGGUCUUUGUUGAAACCAAGAAAAAAGCCGAUUUCAUUGCAACUUUUCUUUGUCAAGAAAAAAUAUCAACUACAAGUAUUCAUGGUGAUCGGGAGCAGAGGGAGAGAGAGCAAGCUCUUGGAGAUUUUCGCUGUGGAAAGUGCCCAGUUCUUGUUGCUACUUCAGUGGCUGCCAGAGGGCUUGAUAUUGAAAAUGUUCAACAUGUUAUCAAUUUUGACCUUCCUUCUACCAUUGAUGAGUAUGUUCAUCGAAUUGGACGCACUGGCCGCUGUGGAAAUACUGGCAGAGCGAUUUCUUUUUUUGAUACUGACUCUGAUAAUCAUUUAGCACAGCCUCUAGUUAAAGUACUGUCAGACGCUCAACAGGAUGUCCCCGCAUGGCUAGAAGAGAUUGCCUUCAGUACCUAUGUGCCUCCCAGCUUCAGUAGCAGCACAAGAGGGGGGGCUGUGUUUGCAUCUGUUGACACGAGGAAGAAUUACCAGGGCAAGCACACGUUGAAUACAGCGGGGAUUUCUUCUUCACAAGCUCCCAAUCCAGUUGAUGACGAGUCAUGGGAUUAAAGCAAACGAACAUACUUCAAGUCUGAUAGUUUUGAUGCAGAGAAGAAAGAGUUUUUAUUUUUAAAAUUUUAACAGAAGUGUGAAACCUGAUAUUCUUAUAUCUCCUGUUCUUCUGUUCUUCCUCCCAACCUUUAAAAAAUAGCCAGCUUCAUUGAUUAGUUAUGUGAAAUGCUGACGUUACAACACUGCAGUUACUGAUACAAAUGGUGUUAGCUGGAAAUAUUAAAGCAUUCUUAUAUGUUUUGCUUAUUUCUAGUAUAUUCUUCAGAAAGUUAAGACAUGUUUCAUGUCCAAGUGCUUAAGUCUUAGUAUAGUGUUUAUGAUCCUAUAAAACAAGCAAUAGGAUGUGAUGUGCUUUUGUUUAAUUAUUGGGUCUAAUUUCUACUUGAUCCUUUAAAAGAAUAGUGUAUCAGUACAAUGUAAUAACAUGAUUUUCAUGAAACAGUAGAGACUGAAGCCUUUCAAAGUUAUUUGAUUUUUAGAUCAUCAGACAUGUAAUGAAAAUGGUUCAGUUUGCAAUGUGAGCUUUGUACUUGGUGGUAUGACAAAUGUUUGCUUUUAUAAUAUACAGAUUUUCCUUGCAAAUAAAAGAUGAAACACAUUUCCCCCUAA